This is a messenger RNA of Lentinula edodes (shiitake mushroom), 1535 nucleotides long. RefSeq names its product PI31 proteasome regulator N-terminal-domain-containing protein. Gene Ontology annotation, biological process: proteasome-mediated ubiquitin-dependent protein catabolic process. The coding region runs from base 19 to 1263 and encodes 414 amino acids. The record is from RefSeq and is a predicted model, not a curated record. Gene Ontology annotation, molecular function: proteasome binding; endopeptidase inhibitor activity. NCBI's taxonomy places the organism in Eukaryota, Fungi, Basidiomycota, Agaricomycetes, Agaricales, Omphalotaceae. The transcript is spliced from 3 exons.
AUACUUAAGCGCCCAUCCAUGUUCCCACGGAUGCGCGUCAUUCCGAUUCUUGUGAUAACAAGCACUCGCAGUUUCUUAUUACUAACAGCGAUGGCCAACAUCCUCGACGCUUCUGCUCUAACAUCUCUCAUACCAACUCUCCUCCCACCUAACCAAAAAUCUCUUCAGUCCCCUCAAGAUGCUUUGGCAGUGCUGUCCCAUGCGAUAUUAUCUUCUCUCGCUUUUCGAUUAAUUGCUGUUGACGAUUCCAAUAAUAAUAACGAGAUCAACAGUAAUUCUCUUCCAGAAAACUGGAACUCGCAUGGACCUGGAGGAUACACGUUUAGGUAUAAACACGAGCAAAGUAGUCUGGAAUUUGUUGUAAAGUUGACGAAGUUGGGAAAGAGGACUGUUGUUAAUGCGAUUGCCGUUGAAAGCGAUAAAACAUCAACUCUCGACAUAUCUACAGAUGAUUUUACUUCGCCUUCUUCGUUCCCUUACAUCCUCAACACCGACACCAAUUCUUCCUCCUCGUCAUCGCCGCUUGUACACUGCUACAUUUCCUCCUCCCGCAUAACCGACUUUGUCUCCCAGUUCAAACUCAAAAUCAUUCAAAAACUCGUCCCUGGGUUAAGGAAGGACGGGUAUACUGAGGAAGUUGAUCUCGAUGAUAAAUCGUCUACAUCUACGACGAACAACACUCACUCACUAAACCCGGUCCGACCCGGUCCCUCACGCACGAUCCCGCGAUACAACCCAGACGAGGAGGAGUUUCCUAUGCGGUUCCCACCUACCCGGAACCCGUCCUCGCACAUUGCGCCAAACAACCCCCUCGAAAUCGGUCGCAGAGAUCUAGACCCCAUCCCAGGGGGCUCCUUCCAACCACCUCCGCUAUUCCCACAGUCCGGUAGUGGCGAUGGCAUGUUCGUUGGUCCAGAUCAUCCCAUAUUUGGUGGGCGGAUCGGACAAGGACAAGGAAGUGGUGGUGGGUUUGGUCCAGGAAUCGGUGGAGGGGGUAUCGGAGGUAUCGGAGGAAGGGGGCCUCGAUGGGGCGGAGACGGAUUUCUCCCACCUAUGGGUGCACCUCCCGGUGCAAGGUUUGAUCCUGUUGGGCCAAUGUUUGGGCCUGGUCCUGGGGGCGUUGGAAUUGGUCUAUUCCCUGGUGGUGGUGUAAGUGGAAUCGGAAGUAGUGGUACGGGAAGGAGACCACAUAAUCUCCCAGGUCAAGGGGAUCCCGACAACGACGAGUUUAUGCCUCCUGGUGCGGAGAAUAUGUAUAUGUGAUUUUUCGAGGUACCUUUCGCGGAGGAAGGAUGUUGAUGCCAUGUAAGUUCAGACGAGAUUUUGUAUAUUUCAACCUUUCUGUAAAUGUAAUUUGUAUAUAUGGUAUACUAUGGUUUAUAUGAUCCACGAAAUCUUUCUGCAGUUAGUCAACAUUUUGGAUUAUAUCUCAUAGUCGGCAGCGAAGGCGGAGUACCAGGGAAUACCAUUAUCCUGACUAGCCUCCUAUAUAGUUCCUCCAAUCGACCGGAACGAUGUCGCAGCUCCUCCGUAAA